Haliotis rubra (blacklip abalone) is the source of this 1044-nucleotide messenger RNA. Its product is annotated as multiple epidermal growth factor-like domains protein 10. Bases 21 to 968 code for a protein of 315 amino acids. Lineage: Eukaryota; Metazoa; Mollusca; Gastropoda; Lepetellida; Haliotidae. The record is from RefSeq and is a predicted model, not a curated record. The transcript has 5 exons.
UAAUAUCGAUUCCACCCAGCAUGCUCUACUAUGCCGGAACAAUACGUCACUGUAUUAUGUUACAAGGAUAUACACAACAACAACAUGUAAUGGCCGAGGCGAUCAUUGAGAAAUAUUCAGUGGUAAUCAUUCCUGUAUUUACAGACAAAAUGAGUCGGGAUCGGCACCGUGGAUUUUUACCAACAACAUUUUGCUUUGCUGUGUACAUGUUUCUACUGAUACACCACGGUGGCAGUAAGUGCGUGCAUAAAACUCCACGACACUUGAAGAAGGAAGGCUGUGUGAACCACUGCCCCAGCGCAGACCAGUGUCCCGAGGAAUGUACUGACUGUGUCAGCGGCUUCUAUGGGUCUGACUGUAGACGGAGCUGCCGAGGAAACUGUUUGAAUGGACGGUGUGCCCUACUGGCCAAUGGUCGAGCCGUCAACUGUACGGAGGGGUGUGUGUUGGGGUGGAGGGGGUUAACAUGUAGUACUAGGUGUAAGCGUCCGUGCCUGGAGUGUGACAGAUACACGGGAGAUUGUGUGGGACAAUGUAGGGAUGGUUUCUGUGGACCUUGGUGCUUACAGCGAUGUCCUUACCCAUGUUCUAAGUGUGACAAAAGCACUGGAGAGUGCUUGUCUAACUCUUCUGGUGCAAUUGACCUAAGCCUGAAGAAAAACAACAUGCCUGUGGCAUUAAGACAGACACACGGUAACAACACACGCAAGAUUCCCACCGGCAACAUCAACAUGUCACACAGCAGUCGAGAGCCACACCAACACCUUGCAAUGCCGUCAACAUCCUUCAGUGACAGAUGGACAACAUCCCCAUACUUUCCAACAGCAAUUGCUGUAUUAUCUGCAGUAAUUACCUUCAUUAUUGUCGGUUUCAUCUUCCACAGAAUGAAGGUGGCGAUGGAGCAAAAGAGGAAAGGAGAUCAGCUUGUAAACUCAUCACAAACCAAGAGAUUAAUCUUGCUCUUAUAAUUCCAAAGUGAUGGGUAUUGAUAAACCCAUUAUCAUUGAUGUGCCUGAAGAUUCAUAAAUAAAUGCAAGUUAUGAA